AUGGCUACAUUAGCUGAGGAAAAAACUUAUGAAGGCAUUGAACCCACUGAAAAGCCCAUAGUCCUGCUGUGGUUCUGGCCUAUUGGUGUGAAGUUCGAUUUCAAAGCCUGCCUUACCUACUUCAACAUUGACAGCUGCCUGCUGACAGACAACAGAUCCAUGUACAGCAAAGCACAGGGAGUCAUUUUCUACCAUAAAAAUAUACAAUGGAAUUUGAAAAACAUGCCUCAGGAGCCACGUCCACCUUUUCAGAGGUGGAUUUGGUUCAAUGUGGAAUCUCCGAGGAACACAGCGAAAAAACCAGGUUUGGAAAACCUGUUCAACUUAACACUGAGCUACAGACGAGAUGCUGACAUCACAGUGAGGAAUGAGCUGUUAAUCAGGAAAACAGUUCUGAAAGAUGACUUUGUUCUCCCCAAGAAAGACAAACUGGUGUGUUGGAUUGUCAGUAACAAACACCCAGCUACUGAGCAGCUACAAGAGAGAAAUAUUACCACCAACUGUCCUGAACACAUAAAGAUCCAUGUCUACGGUAUUGCUUAUACAGGGAAGAGGUUAAGUUACGAUGAGUAUUACUCAACCAUUGCUAGUUGUAAGUUUUACCUGUCAUUUGAGAAUUCGAUCCACAGAGACUACAUCACAGAGAAGGUAAACGGGCCCCUGGUGGCAGGGACAGUCCCUGUGGUUUUGGGUCCAUCAAGAGAAAACUACGAGCAGUUCCUUCCCUCCGAUUCUUUCAUUCACAUAAAUGAUUUCCCUGAUGCCAAAUCACUGGCAGAGUUUCUGCACCACUUGGACAUGAACGAUGAAGCGUACAUGCAUUACUUUGAGUGGAGAAAGUACUACACAGCCAGUCCUCAUCUUCUGUCAACCUACAAUGAAUUCAUUCAGCCGGUCUGCCUCGCCUGUGACCACAUGUCAAGAGACAAGGAUUACCAUGUCGUUAAUGACCUUUAUGGGUGGUAUUUUUCAUGA
Lates calcarifer (barramundi perch) is the source of this 975-nucleotide messenger RNA. Its product is annotated as 4-galactosyl-N-acetylglucosaminide 3-alpha-L-fucosyltransferase 9-like. The record is from RefSeq and is a predicted model, not a curated record. NCBI's taxonomy places the organism in Eukaryota, Metazoa, Chordata, Actinopteri, Centropomidae. Gene Ontology annotation, cellular component: membrane. Gene Ontology annotation, molecular function: alpha-(1->3)-fucosyltransferase activity.